AUGAACGGAUCCUUGAAUUUGAGUAGCAUUAAUGGAGAAACGAGCUCCUUGGGGUCAAGCAGUGUAUUGGAAACUUCUCUUGAUGAAGGAAAUUUCAAGAGUGGCACAGAUAAUGACUUGAGUGGCUCUGUAGAGAAUCACUAUGAUCAUGUUCAUGUCUGUAUUCGAUUGGCACCGAUACCAGCGGAAGAAUCAAGUGCCAAUGCUCAAACCAUUAUUGAAAUUUCAGACGUCAACAAACUUAUUGCAUACCAUCCAGAGAGUAGAGAGGGAUUAUUGUACAAAUUUGACCACUGCUUUGACAGUGAAACAUCAAAUAAUGAAAUUUUUGAAACCAUCUGUGUUCCUUUAUUGAACGCUGUCAUUGAGGGAUAUAACGGCACAAUUAUUUCUUACGGUUCGUCGAGAACAGGUAAAACGGAAAUGAUGAUUGGAAAUGAGAGAGAGGAAGGAAUCGUGGAUUUGACAUUUCGAGAAGGAUAUUCUUAUUUAUCAUCGGUGGCAGAUAAGCUCACCUACUCCAUUUCAUUUUCGUUUUGGGAAAUGAGCAACAAUACAAUAUUAGAUUUACUUGAUCCUGACGAUGAAAAGGAGUUGAAACUUAAAAAACACAGCAAACAAGGUGUAUUUAUUACAAAUUUGAAAGAAAUGCAAGUUGAAAGUUGGGAACAAUUACAAUCAUUAAUCGAUGAUGGAAUCCGAAGAAGUCAAAAAUUGACUGCUCAAAGAAAAAUCAGACUUCACUCAUUCAUGCGAUUGAGAUUGACAAGAAAUGAUAUGGAUCACCCUGAGCAAGAUGUCUCAUCGUCACUCAUGUUUGUAAACUUGAAAGGAACUGAAAGAAUUGGUAAAAUGGGAGCUAAGGGUGAACACUUGAAAGAGGGGGCAAGCUUGAACAAGAGUUUGACUGCAUUUGGCAAUGCCAUUCACAACGUGGUGCAUCACACCAAAGUGAAGGGAGCUAAAAAUCCAAAUGUGAAUAUUAACAGCUUAUUUGGAGACUCCAUGGUUACAGCCAUGCUCAGCGAAUCCCUUGGAGGGAAGAGCGCUUCGGUGAUCAUUGGCUCCAUUUCACAAACAGAAUUCCACUAUUUGGAGACGAUGGAAGCUUUGGAAAAUUUGAGAAUUGCAAGGCACAUCUCGACAUUUCCAAAGAAACAAAUACUCAACACCAAGGUCAUUGAAUUGCUGAACAAAAUCAAAGCGCUCGAAAAAGUGUGCGCUGAAGAUAAGCUUGCUCCUGGUCAUCCGCCCACGGAGGAACAAGAAAAACUCGAGUCCUUAAAACAACGUUAUAGAAAGUAUCUUGCUGGAAUGAUCGAAGAGGAGGAUUUACACGAAUUGAAAGAGGAUGAGGUCGAACUGCAACCCAUUCCAGAAAAGAAAGUUCCAAAAUCUCAAUUGUGGAAACAAAAUGAUUUGAAAUCUCAGAGACAUGGCACUCGAGCGACGGUGUAUAAACCAACAGGUCAAGCUGGUGUGAAACCAAAGGAAACCUAUAAAGGCCAAUGGAUGGAUCACCAAAAACAUGGGUUCGGUGAGGAAGACACUCCGAAAUUCAACUACACGGGAUGUUGGGUCAACGGCAAGAAAGAAGGAAAAGGAGUUUUGCGUUCGAAAGAAAAAUCGAAAAAGGUCUAUGACGGUGAAUGGAAGAAUGGUCUCAAGCACGGCAAGGGUAUUUACUAUUACGAUAAUGGAGAAAUCUAUGAAGGAGAUUGGGCGAAUGACAAGAGAUGGGGCUACGGCACCAUGUAUUUUCUUGAUGGCACCAAAUAUGAAGGAGAAUGGGCAAAUGAUAAGCAAAGUGGAAUGGGAUGUACGAUUGAAAAGAAUGGAGAUCGAUUUGAGGGUAGCUAUUUGGAUGGCUUAAAACAUGGACCAGGAGUUUACUACUACAUUGCAGCGGGUCAAAAAUAUGUGGGUGAAUGGUUUAAGGGAGUUCCAAAAUGUGGUCAACUCUUUAAAGACGUAGAGUAUGAAGAAAGUAUUGAUCCGGAAAAUGUUCCAAAGGACAUUCCUGAAAAUAAGCUUCUCGAUCGAGAUCGAGUCAUUGAGGAUGCUGUGACGUCCGUACGACUCUUAAUGGAACAGCAAGGUGUUUUACCAAUUGUCACCCGAGAGAAUUUCUAUGAAUAA
Messenger RNA from Naegleria fowleri, 2139 nucleotides. RefSeq lists its product as uncharacterized. The record is from RefSeq and is a predicted model, not a curated record. Bases 1 to 2139 code for a protein of 712 amino acids. Lineage: Eukaryota; Heterolobosea; Eutetramitea; Acrasida; Naegleriidae. The transcript is spliced from 2 exons. Gene Ontology annotation, biological process: microtubule-based movement. Gene Ontology annotation, molecular function: microtubule binding; microtubule motor activity; ATP binding.